CAGUGAAACUUUUAAAACGUCAACAAUGUCUGUUCCGUGUGAAUUGUCUCUGUCCGAAAUACGGAAUUUUAUGUUAAUUAAAGGUGGUAAAGUGACCAAUCAUGAGUUAGUGAAGUACUUUAAGAAGUUUUUAACAAAUCCCAACACCCAAGCUGAAGCCCGCAAACAGUUUAAAACGUACGUGAACAUAUUGUCAACUAUUAAAAAUGAGGGAAAAGAUAAGUACUUAAUUCUCCGCAAGAAAUACAUCAACGAAUGCCCAGCCGAAGAUAAUCUCAGCCUGCUGUCACUGUCUCAAUCGGACUUUGCAAACAGUCCAGGAUCUCGAUCGACAAUUUCAGAACAUGAUUCAUCCGUCGUCGGUACGUCACUUUCUUCACAAUUUGGUGCGCCUGAUUCUCCCUUCCGUGAACCGCCACCAUAUAAACCACCUCCAGAAGUUAAAAUUCCGGGUCUUGCUAGUGAAACUAAAGAGCAAUAUAAGGACUGCGUCGAUGAGUUCAAAUACGCGUUAAGUUCUUUCGGUAUCGGUCAAAGUGAAGAUGAUAAACAAAGUGUUGAAGUUGUGAAAGAUGUGAUCGAAAAUUCUCCGCCGCCACCAGUAUUACCGCCGCGGAAACGUAGCAAUGCGGAGAAAAUUAACGAACAAGUAUCCGACGAAAAGGCUGAAGAGAACAAGGAAAAUGCUUCGAUCGAAACCAGUUCGAAAAGUUCAUCCCGUUCUAAUACGUUGGAGAAACAGAUCAGCGUAGCUGAGGCAACGAAAAAAUUCAAUAGAAUAGCGUCCGAGGAGGAGGCCAAAGUUACAUCGCCGCCGACUAAAAAGAAGCCGGAAAAACGAACGGAGGAAAUUAGCAACGAAAUUUUGAUUUCCAGCCAUCCAAAAUCGAAAGAAUGGUUGGUUAGUUCAGCUAAGGCCAACUAUCAAGAGCUCGCCAAACUUGCGUCGGAGUAUCCGGAAUUGACGAAGUUGCAUGAUCUCACUACGGGCGAUACUGCGCUUCAUUGGGCCGCCAAACAUGGAAAUGAGGAUGUAGUCAAGUUGAUUGCUGGAACUCAUCGAGCAGAUGUCAAUUCAAGAACGAAUGGGGGUUACACACCUUUGCACCUGGCCAUGCAAUUUGGAAAGGAUAAUAUAUUUGAAUUGCUAUGCAAUGUUUACAAAGCUGAUCGUGAUAUAUUAGAUUGGAGUGGCAGAAAACCACUGGAUUAUCGCAAAAUUCAUACGACCGUAUCAGCGUCAACAUACAGCAAAAUCAAAGCAAGGAAAAAGCAAUCCGAAAAAGAUUUGGGAUUCCUUCGGAUUGGUUCGCUGAACGUUCGAGUGAAACGAACGACGGAAGCAUUCAGCAACUUCCUGGGUGUGGGCAGCAACCAGACUCGGAUUCCGCCACCAUACUUAAGGACUAGUGCACCAUCAUCCAUGUCAUAUUUCGAAAAAGUUCACAAGAAUUGGGGUUCGGCAGACAACAUCAUUCCUCAUGGGAGAAACUCUAAGAAAAUGGAUUCUGCAUCAAUGCCACCACCUAAAAUUGGCCCUGUAAAGAAACGUCGAUCGAAGCGUGCGUUUGAUGUUAAUACCGGAGGUUAUCGAAGCGUUCCGACCACUCCAAAUCAACAGAGAGCAAAAUCCGGUGUUCCAACUUUAAUGGAGAAUCCGAAUAAUCAAUCAGAGUCGGAGUCUGAUUCAGCAUGUGGAUUUGAUUCGAACUGGAAAGAUGGAUAGUUUAAGAGAAUCGUUUUUAGUGGAUUUAAGUGAUUAAAAGUCUUAAAGAUUCAAUUGUUUGUCAUUAGUUAGUUUGAACUUGGUAGGAUACAUUCAGUCUGAAUUGUUUGUAGGACUGCCAAAUGAUUAAUGUUUGAUGUACAUUUCUAUGUAGUUAAGUCGGUUCUCAAAAUAUUACUCGAGUAUGUAAGGUUUAUUAACAAGAUAAUGGAAGACAACCAGUGGUAAUAAAUUUUGUUUAACAA
Molecule: messenger RNA, 1971 nt
Organism: Bradysia coprophila
Lineage: Eukaryota; Metazoa; Arthropoda; Insecta; Diptera; Sciaridae
Product: ankyrin repeat domain family member sosondowah
Molecular function (GO): protein binding
Source: RefSeq, a predicted model, not a curated record